Messenger RNA from Paramecium pentaurelia, 816 nucleotides. The record is from the annotation of a GenBank genome assembly. NCBI's taxonomy places the organism in Eukaryota, Ciliophora, Oligohymenophorea, Peniculida, Parameciidae.
AUGUUAAAAUUUCUUGAUAAUAGAGAUCCUCCUAGAUUUAAAAGAGGUUAGGAUUUUAUGCGUUUUGAAAGCAAUAGUCAUCUUCCUAAUAAUAAAUAAUUUAAUAGUCCUCUUCAUUAAGAUGUACUUAUUCAUCAUGAUAAACCUCAAAAUUAUGUAACGAAAAAAUUGCCUCCUGUUUCUAUUUAUAAUCCCUUAGUCUAAUUAACAGACUAAGUAUAUAGACCAGAAUAUAUUAUCAAAUAAAAAGAAAUUUAUCAUCCUCGUUAUAUGGAAGAAUAUUAAAGAAAAGGAUUCAAAAAAAAGUAAGGGAUUUUUGAAUCAUUCUAACAUCUUCUUAAUAAGAACUAAAUUCUUAUUGAAGGAGUCCAUUCUGAUAAGAAACCAUUAUCAUUUCCAGCAAUUAGAGAAUAAUAUAAAAAGAUUUUUAAAUCAUUGAAUUUAGAAAAAUAACUUUCUUCCAGGAGCUAAGAUAGCUCAAAAUUAGAUAAAAGCAAUUAAGACACUAACAGAUCCUAUAUAAAUAGUUUUAAUAAGAAUUACAAUUAUAAUGUAUCAGAAUAAAGUAAAUUAAGGACUGAGAAUAAGAGCAUUUAAGUAAGUUUAGAAAAAAUGAAUGUUUAAAAGAAAACAGAAUAAUCUAAAGAAUUUCAACCUAAAAUAUUACAUUCAUAUUUGAUAAGAUAAGAAGAAGAGGCAGAGAAAGAAAGAUAGAUGCGUUAAUUAAGUAUUUUUGAUAAAAAGAUCAAAGAACUUAGAAUUCAUUAAGAAAAACAUGGUAAGAGAAAAAUGACAAUAGAAAAGAAAUCUGAUUGA